Messenger RNA from Carcharodon carcharias (great white shark), 1055 nucleotides. RefSeq names its product microfibril-associated glycoprotein 4-like. The transcript is spliced from 5 exons. Bases 264 to 833 code for a protein of 189 amino acids. Gene Ontology annotation, biological process: elastic fiber assembly. The record is from RefSeq and is a predicted model, not a curated record. NCBI's taxonomy places the organism in Eukaryota, Metazoa, Chordata, Chondrichthyes, Lamniformes, Lamnidae.
GAAGAAUUUAAACACAGAGUAGCAGUGGGAAAGGCCCAGAGGACCGUAAAGUUUGCUGCUGGGUUGCAAUGGCGGAGGAACCGAAGUAGAGGCAGAGCAGCCAGUGUUAUGGAGGGACAAGUCAAAGAACCUGGAACGAUGAGCUUCCUGGCCAUAAUCUCGCAAUGGAUUGCAUGGAUAUUUAUCACUAAGGACUUCAUACAAGUGGCGUUUACCAGAUCUACCCUUCCGGGCCUUUCCUUCCACUGAAUGUCUACUGUGACAUGGAGAGUGAUGGUGGAGGGUGGACUGUGUUUCAGAAAAGAAAGGAUGGUUCUGUUGACUUCUACAGAGGAUGGGACGAUUAUAAACGGGGUUUUGGCGCAGCAGAUGGUGAAUAUUGGCUGGGUCUGGAGAACAUACACUCGUUAACAGCCAGGAGGCAGUAUGAGCUGAGAAUUGACUUGGAAGACUUUGAGAACAAAACUGUGUACGCAAAGUACAAGGAGUUUGCUCUGUCACCCAACACCAUUAAUGCAGAAGAAAAUGGCUACAGGCUGCAGGUGCUGGGCUUCAUCGAUGGAGGAGCAGGUGACUCCCUUGCCUAUCAUCAUGGACUCAAGUUCAGCACGUUUGACAGAAAUCACCAGGGUCCCACCAACUGUGCACAGAAUAACUGUGGGGCUUUUUGGUACAAGUCGUGUCACACCGCAAACCUGAAUGGUCUUUACUUAAAAGGAGCCCAUGCAUCCUAUGCAAAUAGGCUCCAUUGGGCCACAUGGACUGGGUAUUACUAUUCCCUCAAAGCUACGACAAUGAAAAUGAGACCAAUCUCUUUGCCUGAUCCUCAUUAGAAGGUGCAACCACAGUUCUCAAUACCUAAUUUGCAAACCAUGAUUGUUGUGUUCUACAUCUCUCUUUAAAUUCACGUUCCAGUUUCUCUUAAGUUCUGUUUGUAAAAUUCGGGCUGCAGCACUUGCGUUUGCCUCUGGGGGCGCUACUGAGCACACUAUGAAACUAGCUCGCUGUUGCCAUCCUCUGAUUCUCAUUGGUACUGCCGCACACAAAAAAAAAUC